AAGUCUUGUGGCCGUUGGAGGAGGACAUUGCUGCUUGUGGUGGCCAUUCACUGGAGCCGAAGCUGAGAAAGAAAGAAAGAGUGGGCGGGCAGCCGCGCGACAGCUGUGUGGAGGCUUUCUCUGUUUCCGGGAUUCCUCCUUCGUCUCAGUCGCUGCGAGAGUACUAGUCUGCUGUGCUCCCUGUGCAUGAUCGACGGAGACAGAGACAGACCUGGAGAAGGGGCUGUUUGACACCGCUUGUCUCGCCGGUUAAGCCCAACAGAAUCUGUGGUUUGAAGGUGGAAUAAAAGAUGAGCAAUGGAAUGGUAGCACCAAAGAUAAGAGCAGUUGCGAGCUUGUCUGUUUUACGUCUGCCUGUUGCAGUAUUUCUAGCUGUUGUGUCUCCUGGACUCGCCUCAGAAUGCAGACCGCCCUUUUUGCCAGAAAAUGGAGGAUACACCUGUCACCCUACUCCUUGCCGCCAGUUCUCCCAGACCACGGUGAUAGAGUAUUUCUGUGAUGAAGGGUAUACGCUCAAAGGCGAUUACAAAUACCUCACCUGCCAGAAUGGAGAGUGGUACCCCCCAAUGGAGAUCAGCUGCCGACUUGGGCAAGGUAAAGAACUGCAGUCUUCUUUGGGUGUGCCUGCACUUUCCAUUGUUGCCUCCACAGCCAGCUCAGUUGCACUCAUUCUCUUGUUGGUGGUCCUCUUUGUUCUUCUUCAGCCAAAACUUAAGUCCUUUCAUCACAGCAGGCGUGACCAGGGAGUGUCUGGUGAUCCUGUGUCAAUUGUGGUUGAAGGUGUACAAGUGUCUCUGCCAUCCUAUGAAGAGGCAGUUUAUGGGAGUGGAGGAGCUACCAUUCCACCGGUUGAGUCGAGAGUUCAGAUAGUACUAUCAGAGGGACCAGGUGGGAUGGAUGAACCCCACAGAGAGGAAGAUCACAUAGGACAAGCUGAACUGAAUCAGUCGAGCAGUUGUCAAAAUUCAGAGAGAGUAUUGGUGCAUCAAGCUGCUACUUCCUCCUCCUCUUCCUCCUCAUCCACCUCCUCAUCUUGGGCCUUUGAGCAUUCUGGGGCUGCUGCCUCCCCACAGAGACAAGACUCUGAGAGCAGUGACCGGCAAAGCCAGUGUUCUCUCACAUUCACCAAUGAUUUUUCAGAUGAUAUCCCAUUGCUGAAGGAAGCCUGAAGCUUGAUUGUAUCAGCUGCCUUUCUUGAUGGGUUCGCCUGCACCUUCUGAAGUCAAUGGGAGUGUCUUGCUGGUGCUCACCUUGGAGUUCCUCUUCAGCUGUCCUCUUUAUCCAAGAACUGUUGAUCUUGAUUUGAAGCCUGGGAUGUUUUAGCUGAAGUCAUCUCUUCAGAAAAAGGGAGGCCACCUUCUUUUCCUCUAUUGAGGAGCCUGUGGAACUGCUUGCCUUAUUUUAACAUUCAUUUUGACCAAGCAGCAAGCAAAUUAAAGCAAAGAGUAAACUGAUUCAAUGGCAAGAGAUAAAGGACACCAAUGCAAUGAGGUUGUGACUUCCAUAUUGUCUCCCAAGGAAUGUACAGGUGUGUUUUGUUCAUGCAGUUUUUGUACAUCCAAUCAUUAACCACACGCACUUUGACACUUGUAAAAAUGCUUUAUAAGUAGCCUGUAUUUAAUCACUGUUGUAAAUUUGUUCACCAACAACACUUGGAUAUUUCAAAGUACCGUUUCCUUUUUCUUAGAAAAUAUAUACUUCUGUUGACACACACUCAGACACACGGGGUAGUUAAUAGCCUUCAGGAUUGCUGUUCUGUACAGAAUCUCUUGACAUCAGUGCAGUGCUAGUUACAUGGUUCUGCAGCAGUUGUUUACAUCUAUUUCAUAUUCCAUUUUUAAUUAAGUGCUUUAAAUUUUUUAAAUAUGAAAGGCUUUUUAAAUUUAAUAUUUCUUUUGGAUCUUAUUUGCUUAUUCAUAGUAAUAUAUCACUUGCUUACAAGCUUUUUGUGUAUUUGAAGGGCUAUUUGUUAAUGCCUCAAUUAUCAAAUUUAAGUGGAUUUUCACUCCAUUAAAUUUUUUCUUUUCCAAA
Molecule: messenger RNA, 2031 nt
Organism: Erpetoichthys calabaricus (reedfish)
Lineage: Eukaryota; Metazoa; Chordata; Cladistia; Polypteriformes; Polypteridae
Gene: susd6
Product: sushi domain containing 6
Exons: 6
Coding region: 291-1169 (292 amino acids)
Source: RefSeq, a predicted model, not a curated record